AUGAAAAAGGAAUGUGCUUCAGGUUCCUUCAGACUCAAGCCAAACUCAGGUUCUCUCUCACGUGCUGUAAGCUGGAUAAAUUUCUCCUCCUUGUCCAAGCAGACAAAGAGGUUGUUUCGCAGUGAUGGGGAGCUCUCAAUAUGUGGGCAGCAGGUAGAAGAUGAUGAUGAAAAUUGGAUCUACAGAACUCAGCACAGAAAAGCUGUCUCCAAUUUAGAUGAAGAGAGUAGAUGGACAGUUCAUUACACAGCACCAUGGCACCAGCAGGAGAAUGUAUUCCUACCUACCACAAGGCCACCCUGUGUGGAAGACUUGCAUCGACAAGCCAAGCUGAACCUCAAAUCAGUACUGAGAGAAUGUGACAAAUUGAGGAGAGAUGGUUAUCGAAGCUCUCAGUACUACUCUCAGGGACCUACUUUCUCUAAAUCCAGCUUGGCCUGUGACGCCCAUAAAGAUGAAGAUGAAGAAAGUGAUCAGAAGUGUUCCAUCUCUUCCUCAGAGGAAGAAAAACUUAUUGCCACCAGGAGAGCCAAAACUCCCACUUCAAAUGAUUUAUCUGAUAUCAACACGCAGACAAAUUGGACCAAGUCACUUCCCCUGCCAACACCAGAGGAAAAGAUGAGACAGCAAGCACAAACAGUCCAGACAGAUGUGGUCCCUAUUAAUGUAACUGCUACUGGCACUAGCCAGAAUGACUUUCGUGGUCACUCAAUGUACGUCCCGGACCAUUACUCCACACUAGGAAGGCUUGAUAACUAUCGACCUCUCAUUCAGCGUUCUGAAACCAGGGACUCUAGUUGUCAGACUGAUGAAGUAAAAGUUGUGCCCCCUUCAAUGAGAAGAAUCAGGGCACAAAAAGGGCAAGGAAUUGCUGCCCAGAUGAGCCAGUUCUCCAUCUCAUCAGGGAACAUGUCAGUGAUGAGUGAUUCUGCAGGUGUUGUGUUUCCUCCACGCUUCCACAGUGAUGUGGGUUUCCAUAGCCUUCCUCGUCCUGGAACAAGGUUGUCCCUUCAACCUCUAGAACCAUCACAGGCUGUUGCUAACCCUGCAGAGGACUUGGCCAGUAUUCUGGCCUACCAGAUGGGUAAGCUGCAAGUUGAUGAGAACUUUGAGCAUGCGAGAUGUAUCUCAACACCCGGGACGUUAUCGAGGCCUAAAUCUGAAGAGUUGAGACAUUACGAAAGUGAAAAAACGAGCCCCGCCUGUAUUGUUUCUCCUCAUGCUGCCUACUCUACCAGCCUCAUAGCAAAUGCCACAAUUUCUUCAUCAUCAGAAGUUAUUGCUAUACACACAGUCCAGAAUACUGGGCAGUUGGACAGCAGAAUCACCAGCUCAUCCCCUUAUGCAAGGACGAUUAAGUCCAGAGACAAUCUUGCCACCAGCAGUGCCAUAAAAGAGGAUCAUCAGUCUUCCAGUGGUAACUGGAGUGAGGGGGGUAACUCUACACGACACUCACAGACCUCAGACACCAUCACCAGCAAUGUAGUCAUGAUGGCAUCCCUCUGUGACUCAGAUGCCUCUCUGAAUGCUCCAGGAAACAAGGAGAAUGGGUCCCGAAAUGGAGCCUAUAACUGCAGAAACAACCUGAAUUUUCUAAGCCAUUCACAAGAUAGCGAUGGCAAGAGUGAGUCCAGUUGUUCUGGCGACAGAGCCCAUGGUAGCACAGAGCCCUGGGAAUAUAAAGCCUCGGGCAGUGAGAGGACUUCCCCACACAAGCCACUUUGUAUUACUCCUGGCUAUUCCACUCCUGCCAGUAACAUGAGCAGCAGUAGUUUAGACCAAGCCUCAGUCAAAGAGGAUACAAAUUCUCUCUACUCAGUAGACCAUGAUGGCUACUACACUUCCAUGCACAUGGACUCUGGACUCAAAUCAGGAAAUCGGUGCAAUAGCAGUGAUGGCUUUGGGAACCCUAGGCACAGUGUGAUUAAUGUUUUUGACGGGAAAGCCCAGAAAAACCAAGGUGACCAGUCGCAAAACUGUGAUAAAUCUCUGCCACGAAACAUCUCCUUAAAGAAAGCGAAGAAACCUCCCCUUCCACCUUUCAGAACAGAUUCCCUUCGAAGGUCCCCCAAGAAAAAAACCCAGCCCAAUGGGCAGGUGCUAAAUGAGACUCUGAUUGCUACCCUCCAGCAUUCCCUACAACUGAAUCUGCAACGGAAAGAUAGUAGUUCUCCUUCCCAGAGCCCCUGUAGCGAUUAUGAGGAUCCGUGGCUCCUCCGGUCCCGUAGCCAGAGCACAGUCAGCACGGGCAGCAGCAUGGUGUCGGCCACAGCACCAAAUGUGUACUCCCUUUGCACAGUCACCCCAUCUCAGAGCGACACAAGCAGCGUCAAGUCAGAGUAUGGAGAUCCUUGGGGUUACUACAUCGAUUACACUGGCAUGCAAGAAGAUCAGGGGAAAUCCAGUGGCACAGGCCCACCUAAUGCUGUGGCUCCAUUGUGUGAUCUUGCCACCAGCCAUCUCCAGGAUGGGUCCAGGGUGCCUGUCCCACAAGUGUCUAGUGGAUUGGCCAAACCAAAGAACACUUCCCCAGAGAAGUCUCACAGGGUCACUUCCCCAUCCAGUGGUUAUUCCAGCCAGUCGAAUACCCCCACAGCGCUUACUCCAGUGCCCGUGUUUUUAAAAUCUAUCUCACCAGGAAACGGGAAAUCAAAGUUGAAGCCGAAAGUGCCUGAAAGAAAAUCCUCCCUGAUAUCUUCGGUAUCUAUCUCUUCAUCUUCAACUUCCCUUUCUUCCAAUACUUCAACUGAAGGCAGUGUGAAUAUGAAGAAAUUAGAUUCAGCCGUAAGCACUCCUCCCAUUCCUUCUCUUUCCCCAGCAUCUGUACAUCCUCUUAAUCACUCCCCUCUCCCUCCUCCUCCUCCUCCUUUAGCAGAUGCCUUGGAACUAUCCACUGUACAGCAUUCCCCCAUUUUUCCUCCUCCACCACCAGAAGUCCUUGCUUCUUCCUUUCUUCCGACGGAUACAUGCUUUCCUCUUCCCUCCACAUCCUUCAGUAUGCCCGAUUCAGCUGCUCCCUUGCCACCUCCUCCUUCAUCUCUCUUUCCCUCUUCUGUGCCUCCACCUGCUCCACCUCUUGACCCCAAGUUGAUGAAAGAAGCUUGGCCUUCUUUAAAAAAGUGUGGCCAACCGGAUUCUUCUUGUGCUAUACUCAAACCUUCUCUCACCAAGGAAGAAACCACUAAACCACCAAUGCCCCUAAUAACCACUAAAGCAUUACAGAUGGUACGGUUGAGGCCUGUGAACAAGCCCCCAGGAACAUCAGGAGCACAGCCAGGCAGACCAGCUUCUGAAAUAGAAUCUCAGGAAAAUAAUUCUGUGGUGCCACAGGAUCCUUUAAAACCAUCUUCUGCCUUGAAACACAGAGGGAGCAUCAAUGGACUAGACAGCAGCAAAGCCCAAAAUGUCCCUGUUAAAAACACGCUUCCAUCUCCUGAGAAGGGCUCAUUUUGGGGUUGGCACAGCAGGACAGCGGAGCUUGCUGCUCUUCAAAGGCAUGGCGAUGCAGCUGAUCCUGCACCAUACUCCAAAGCGUCCUUUUCAGGAACAAAUGCUGAGGAAGGAGUGCAGGCUUCUGGGCAGGACGAGGAAUCUCCUUCUGGCCUCAGGACUGCAUUGCUCCAGGAGCAGCCCAGCUCUCCAAAGAAGACACAUGGCUCUUCACCCAGCAGGAAACCACCUCCUAUUUCAAAGAAACCCAAACUGUUCCUUGUCGUGCCACCUCCGCACAUAGAUUUCACAGCAGAGAAAACAACCAAAGUGAAUGAAAGUGUCAGCAGCCCAGCCAGGGGAGAAGUGGUUGAUGUGAAUGGCAAAGAGGCAAAAGAGAGCUUUGCAGCAGGACCUGGUUCUGCCGAGACAGACUUUGGCAGCUUGGUGCCAGGGGGAGGAGCUGCGGGAUCCACCUUCCUUGCAGGAGUGGGAGCGGAUAUCUAUAUGGUACAGCCUGAUGUAUCACCAGCCCAAGGAGCUCCCAAGCAGGAGGAGCCAACUGCUUCAGAGGAAGGCAGCAGGAUAGAGAGCACUGAAGACAGUGGUGGUAACGUGGACAGUCCCCCCUCUCGAGAGGAUGGGAACAUUGGGGCGUUUGAGGCUGACAUGGUAUGUACCUCUCCUGGACCAUGCAGUGGCCUUAAGGAAGAUGGGGGCGAUGAGGUGACAACUCCAAGUAGACCCAGAACUACAGAAGACCUUUUUGCAGCUAUCCACAGGUCUAAGAGGAAAGUCCUUGGCCGAAAGGAUUCUGACGAUGAUCAUUCCCGAAACCAUUCUCCAUCACCCCCGGUGACACCCACGGGGGCUGCCCCUAGCCUGGCUUCCCUUAAGCAAGCAGGAUCCAUCCAGAGAAGCAUUCGUAAGAGUACUACUAGCAGUGAUAACUUCAAAGCUCUGCUGCUGAAAAAGGGGAGCCGGACAGAUGCCAGCUCUCGAAUGUCCGCUGCCGAGAUGCUGAAGAAUACAGACCCAAGGUUUCACAGAUCCAAGUCGGAGUCCUCGUCAGACACCCCUGACAGCCCCUCAAGCUGUUCUCCAAACAAGAACAGGAGGGCCCAGGAGGAGUGGGCCAAGAACGAAGGCCUGAUGCCAAGGAGUCUGUCCUUCUCUGGCACCAGGUAUGGCCGGAGCCGGACACCACCUUCUGCAGCAAGUAGCAGGUAUAGCAUGAGGAACCGAAUUCAGAGCAGCCCCAUGACUGUCAUUUCUGAGGGAGAAGGGGAGGCAACGGAGCCCACAGAGAACAGACUCCAUCGGACUGCAGGAGUUGGGAGGGAAAAAGAAAUGGACGGAUUUACUGGGAAUGAAAUGGACACUGGUGAUCUGCCAUAUUCUGAAGAGUGUGGCUCCAAGGGGGCCCAGGCUCCUAACCAUAUUGAUUCAACAGAUAAGACAGGUAGUAAGACUCUAUCAGGACAGUGUAGAAGUUCUUUAAGAGAAGAGAGUUAGGCUCCAAGGAUGAAUGUACUUUCCGACUUCGUAUUCCACAUAUGCACAGGGGAUAAGGCAUAGUGACCCCAUAUUGGUACCAUUCACUUUGCUGAGUUUUGGUUAUACUCCGUGUUUAUGCUGUGUGCCAGAUCAUUGCUGGCUCUACAUGGUAGAGGACGGUCAUAUAGGACUUAGAAGGUAUCUGUGCCCUCUGGUUUAAAAGCUUAACUUCUGAAAGUCCUUCCUGGGGAAAAUUUUUCCUUGAUGCUAGGGAUAUAUGGGUAUAUCUGCAUUUGGGGAGAUUUUUUUUAAAUUGGUAGGAAAGUAUAGGAGGAAAGAGGUCAACCUAUAUAAACUGGAAGCUUUAGGGACACAAGAAUGGUUGUUGCUUUUGAAGCAUAUUUAUCAAGUUUGGUGAGUUCCAUAAAUAGGAAAAGGUCUACAGCUGGUGAGAGGUGGUGGCUUUGCUAAUUCUGGAACCAGACAAACCAUAUGAAUAUACAUGCAUGUAUGCUUUUGAAUUUAAGCAUGUCAUGUUAAUACAGAGAAGCUGGGAGAGGGCUGAAGUCAUUGGUUCAGGUACUUUUUUCUGGGGAAAAAAAAGGUGUUUUUUUUUUUUUGUAAAAAUGACAAAAGUGUGUGAAAAUGGCACCACUAAAACUUGGUGUCUGCUGCUAUGCAGCCACCUACUCACACAGCCUUCAACCUGAUUUUUAGAAGGUGGUGUGCUCUUAAAUGAAUUUCCUCUUUGAAUAGAAACGUAGACAACCUUGGAGAAAACUGAAAUGACUUAGUGGUAAUAAAAGAGAGGAAUCAGAGUAAGUGACAUACUACUAGAGUUGGAAUGUUUGGUUUAUAAAUAAAAUUAUUUCCAAAAUUAAAUUUGAAAACUUGCACUACAAAACUGUGGGUGGAGAUUUUCCUUUUAAAACUCUAUUUUUGCCAGAAUUUAGUUUCUAUUUGGCAGUUUCUCAUCACUUGAAAUGUCAACAUUUGGUAACUUUUGGUCAUACCAAAGAAUGUUAUGGCUGUUUCUUUCUAAGCUGCCUGAAGUAUUCUUUAUAAAACUUUGAUAAUAUAGAAGGGUCUAUCUUAAUUGUCUUGUAUAUUAAAAAUGAUACUUGGAAGAAUAUGCUGAGUAGUUAGUUCUUAACAAAGAAAAAGUUGCUCGAAUUGGCAUGUCGAAUUGAGCUCUUGAGUCAUACUAGGACAUUUUUUAAUUUAAAAACAAAAGACUUUACAUUAUUUGGCUUGUGCAGUUUUUAUAUUGUCUGUAAAUAACUGAGGUUGUUAACUACAUUUUUAAUCUUCCCCAAUUUAGAACUUAACCAUUUUUAGUAUGUGGGGGGAAAGUGUGUAGAUUUAUUUAUUUUAGGGAAAUAUUUGUGACCCCUACCUCUUCCAUCCUCCCUGUCCUUUGAACUCCUUUGUUAGUCAUGUAAAUUCGGGAUCUACUAAUGCCUUCUUUACCAGAGGGAUCUAAGAAGACAAUGCUGUGAUACUUAGCUCAAAUAAAAUAAGGCAGCCAAUUGUUAUCUUGUCUUUCAUAUAAAAUUAUCUUUCUAGAUCUGCACUAAUAUUUUUUCAGCUCUCCAUCUCUACCCUAGGCACUUGAUAGUCACAGCAGGAAACAUAGUAUAUCUUUGCGAACAGCCUGAAGGAUAUGUCAGGGCUCCUUCCAUCUUUUGUAGAAUUCUUUCAUUUCAAAUUGGGAAGCCAACAGGACCUGAUAUUAUUCAACAAUAGGAGCUCUUGAUGAUAUUUUUACAAUAGGCAGAAGGUUCCUGAAGCCUGAAUUCUGAGAAGGCUAGUAGCAUUUCCUGUCUAUGAUCAAAUUUAAGCAAUCUUCUGUAAAGUCAGAAAUGUUUGAAUAUUGGAGCCCACUACUCAAUCAGCAAGUUCCCUAUGUUGAAGGUAAAGUUGAUAACAGACAUCAUUAAAAGAGUAUCAGAUUUUUCUAAA
Molecule: messenger RNA, 6888 nt
Organism: Gracilinanus agilis (Agile Gracile Mouse Opossum)
Lineage: Eukaryota; Metazoa; Chordata; Mammalia; Didelphimorphia; Didelphidae
Gene: NHSL1
Product: NHS like 1
Exons: 7
Coding region: 1-4944 (1647 amino acids)
Biological process (GO): cell differentiation
Source: RefSeq, a predicted model, not a curated record